Messenger RNA from Pseudozyma hubeiensis SY62, 429 nucleotides. RefSeq lists its product as hypothetical. Lineage: Eukaryota; Fungi; Basidiomycota; Ustilaginomycetes; Ustilaginales; Ustilaginaceae. The coding region runs from base 1 to 429 and encodes 142 amino acids. The transcript has a single exon. The record is from RefSeq and is a predicted model, not a curated record.
AUGUGUGCAGAAAGUCCGUUUCUACAGUCGUGCUGCCGUCGGUCUAGGUGGCUGCGGGCGGAAAACGCUCAGGACCGCCGGGCUUAUCUUUAUGCCAGCCCGUGCAGAGAGAAGGCAGAGCAGCCAGAAACGUCGCAAGCGAUGAAACGCUGGGUUUUGAGGAAGAGGCCCGGUCGCGAGGCACGUGAGGUAUCUCGGGCCACCCGCCGAUGCGAUGGUGUUCCUCGGAUGCAGAUCGAGCGUGAACAAGGCUUCGAAGCAGAUGCAAGAGCCUCCCUGGUGGUUCUAACGACGUGCGCAGCGACGAGAAGCCGUCUCGCGGAUGGAUCCGAAAUGAAAGCUCGGAAGGUGGACCGAAGACCGAAGCAGAUGAAAAUGAACUCUAGCCCCAACGUCGUCGACCGGGGGUUGUUCCCAGCGCAGAAUUGA